ACCCAACAAACACUUUCACCAGCAAAAGACCAGUUGGGAAAUUCUGCUGCUUGAAGAAGGAUGAAGCAAAAGAUGGUGAUCAGGGUCUCUGUGACUGGUGAAAAGAAGAGCAGGUCCAAAGCAAUGCAGACUGCAGUUGGAGUACCAGGUGUUGAAUCAAUAGCUUUGGAAGGUGAAGAUAAGAACCAAAUUGUUGUUAUUGGUGACAGUGUUGAUUCAGUUAAAUUGACAUGUUUAUUAAGGAAGAAAAUCGGGCCUGCUGAACUUCUGAGCGUCUCACCAGUUGAUGAGAAGAAGCAGAAAGAGAAUAUGACUGAAUCAGGGGUACUGCAGCCAAUGGUUUGGCCACCAUAUCAAGCUGGUGUGCCACAGUAUUAUUACAGUGUUGUUCGUGAAGAUAAAAACAACUAUGACACUUGCAGUAUCAUGUGAGACAUGAA
This is a messenger RNA of Vitis riparia (riverbank grape), 440 nucleotides long. Its product is annotated as disease resistance protein Pikm1-TS-like. Gene Ontology annotation, molecular function: metal ion binding. Bases 61 to 432 code for a protein of 123 amino acids. Lineage: Eukaryota; Viridiplantae; Streptophyta; Magnoliopsida; Vitales; Vitaceae. The transcript is spliced from 3 exons. The record is from RefSeq and is a predicted model, not a curated record.